ACUGUGGACUACUCUUCAUGUCGGAACAAUUGCAGCGGACAGCUGGUGCAAAAGGCGCAAAUGGGCCAAGGGAAAAACAAAAGAAGAAGAAGAAGACGACGACAGACGGUGAGUCCAUUGACGAAGAAGAGCCGACUCCGCUUGGCGGCACCUUGCGAGCCAAAGACCUCAAGGCCCUCGUCGACGCGUCCCCCAACAUCCAAGCCUUUAAGAACCUGGGGACUGGCGUCCUCACCCCUCCACAAACCGCAUCCCCCUCGCGUUCAAAUUUCCCUUCCAAUAGCGAAGAACUUUCCCUGACCGCUGCCGAAACCGACCGAUUAGCCGCUCUACACAAGGAAAAAGUACAGCUAAAGGACAGGCUCGAAGUACUCAAGGACCGAGAAAAAUUCGUCAGCAUGGCAAAAGAGCAGGCCGUCCGCCUCGCCGACCGCGAAAAGAUCAAGAUCAAAGACUUUUGCGGCUACGACUCGCGACUAAGCUGGUCCGACGCCGAAUUCCUCCUCUGGCGCAACAGCAAGCACGGCCGUGCAGUCUUCCAAUACUCGACCCUCUCUCCCACCGACGAGCAAGUAUCCUCAAUACCAGACGCAAACGACGUCGACACAAUGGACAUUGAAAUCAAAGAAACAGCCUGUCUGAAGAAACGCUGCCAAAAGCAUCCCCAGUGGCAAAAGCUCAAUCUUCAAGACGCGCGGUUUGAAGAGUUGGAAGUAGUAGAAGCAAUCAAGGAGUGCGAAAAGGAUGAGCAAUCGGUGCGUGAACGUGCUCGACGGAGGGGAGCAAAAGAUGGCCUGGCAAAGGAAUUGGCGGGUGGUGAUAUGUCCAAGGUUGCUCGGAAUCGAGAGGGUUGGGUCGAGACGGUCAAGACGUGACCUUGGUUUGAUCGUUGGUGUGGGUGCGGAAUUUUUUGCAUAAAAGUAAUUUCAAAAGCGAAUGUGUAGAUAUAGGGAAUUAUUGAUAUCCUGGCUUUGGCCGUUUUGAAUAAGAAUCGAGAAAUAUACCACUCUUCUUA
This is a messenger RNA of Bipolaris maydis ATCC 48331, 1015 nucleotides long. RefSeq lists its product as uncharacterized. Gene Ontology annotation, cellular component: Set1C/COMPASS complex. Lineage: Eukaryota; Fungi; Ascomycota; Dothideomycetes; Pleosporales; Pleosporaceae. The record is from RefSeq and is a predicted model, not a curated record.